AUGGCUGUUUCAUCAAUCCUACACGUUCUUCUCCUCUUGUCUCUGUCUUUUCAAUGUUGUUCAUCUUCAUCACCAUCACUUAACAGUGGUUUCUCCCUCUCAGUUGAGAAACCAGAAGAUGUUAUUCUCUCACCGAACGGCGUCUUCUCUGCCGGCUUCUACGCCGUCGGUGAAAACGCCUAUGUAUUCUCCGUUUGGUUCACUCGAAAACCCACCGUCGUUUGGACGGCUAACCGUGACCAACCUGUCAACGGAAAACGGUCAUCACUUCGCCUCCAUAAAACCGGAAACCUUGUCCUCUCUGAUGCCGGACAGUUCAACGUGUGGUCCACUGACACUACCUCAUCUUUGCCUUGGUUGACGCAACUGAAUCUUACCGAUAAAGGGAAUCUAGUACUUUACGAGCUCCAUCCUCAACAAAGCGAAAUUCUAUGGCAGAGCUUCGAUUUCCCGACCGACACUCUACUUCCUGGACAACAACUCACAAGAUACACAAAGCUUGUCUCUGAUAGAAGCCUCACCAACCAUUCCUCUGGCUUCUACCAGCUUUCAUUCAAUGAUGACAACAUCCUCAGCCUUUUGUACGAUGGCCUUGAUGUCUCCAGCAAAUACUGGCCAGUCCAAUGGCUAGUAAGUUGGGAUGCAGGAAGGACCACAUACAAUAGUAGCAGAAUCGCAGUGUUAGAUUCCAUUGGAACUUUCAAUUCAACAGAUAAUUAUGGAUUUACGACUUCUGAUUAUGGGGUUGUAAUGCAAAGAAUAUUGAAACUAGAUUCUGAUGGAAACAUUCGAGUGUACAGUCGACGGAAGAAUGAUCCCUGGUAUGUGUCGUGGCAAGCCAUAUCUAAUCCCUGUAUUGUUCAUGGACUUUGUGGUGCUAACAGCACGUGUGUGUAUGAUCCUAUAGAAGGAAGGAAGUGUUCGUGUCUUCCUGGAUAUAGAGUGAAGAACCAUAGCGAUUGGUCUUACGGGUGUGAACCCACAUUUAAACUCUCAUGCGAUAAGAAUGAGACUGCUUUCUUCAAAUUGCCAGGUGUUGAGCUAUAUGGGUAUGACUUUAUUUACAAGAAAAACAUCAGUUAUAGUGAUUGUGAGAAUGAAUGCUUACAAGAUUGUGAGUGCAGGGCAUUUCAGUACUCACUUAACAAUGACGGCUUAUUUCAGUGCUAUACGAAAAGAGUUCUUCUCAAUGGUCGUCGAUCACCAGACUUUAGAGGAACAACCUACCUGAGACUUCCUAAAGCCAAAAGAAACAAUGUUUCGUUCUUUGCAGAUGAAGAAUUUGCUCAAGAUGAUGGUCAUGUUUGUUCAGUGAAGCUGGAUAGGUCCUAUGCCGAGAGUCAUGUCAGCAGUUUUUUGAAGUUCUUUCUUUGGUUUUCUGUUGCAAUUGGGGUGUUUGAAGUCCUCUUCAUUUCUAUAACUUGGUUUUCUUUGAUAAGAACCAAGCAAAAAUCUGAUGGAAAUCAACAAGGGUACAAUUUUGUUUCACCUUUUGGGUUCAGAAGAUACACUUACUCUGAGCUAAAACAAGCAACAAAAGGGUUCACGGAAGAAAUUGGAAGAGGAGCUGGUGGAAUUGUGUACAAAGGAGUAUUGCCAGAUCAGCGAAUUGCUGCAAUAAAGAAGCUUCAUAAUGACAACAUUGGAGCCAAACGAGAUGAAGCAGAAUUCCUAGCUGAAGUGAGCAUUAUUGGUAAGCUAAACCACAUGAACUUGAUUGAAAUGUGGGGGUAUUGUGCUGAGGGAAAGUACAGGCUGUUGGUUUACGAAUACUUGGAGAAAGGUUCUUUAGCAGAAAAUCUCAAAUCAAACACCUUGGAUUGGACCAGAAGAUACAACAUUGCUCUCGGAACAGCAAGGGUUCUAGCAUACUUACACGAAGAAUGCUUGGAGUGGAUUCUACAUUGUGAUAUAAAGCCUCAGAAUAUUCUUUUGGAUUCAAAUUACCAACCCAAGGUAGCAGAUUUUGGUUUAUCUAAGCUUCUAAAUAGAAGUGACCAAAACACUCAAAACUUCUCAAUGGUAAGAGGAACGAGAGGAUACAUGGCACCUGAAUGGGUUUUUAAUUUGCCAAUAACAUCAAAGGUGGAUGUGUAUAGCUUUGGGAUUGUUGUGCUGGAGAUGAUAACAGGAAGGAGUCCGACGAUGAUGGGAGGUCAGAGUGAUGAAGGAGAAGAAGCACAUAAUGAGAGGCUUGUGACGUGGGUGAGAGAGAAGAGGAAGACAACGACGUCGGAGGAGGAAGGGUCGCCGUCAUCGUCUUGUUGGGUGGAGCAAAUAAUUGACGCAGCCAUUGGAUCGGAGUUUGAGGUUGAGAAAAAGAAGAUGGAAACUUUGGCAAGUGGGGCUUUGAAGUGCGUGGAAGAAGACAAAGAUGCGAGGCCCAGCAUGAGCCAAGUUGUUGAGAUGCUUCAAAGCCAUGAAGAUGCUUAAUUAGCUAGUUUCUACGUAGUCAUGCAUGUUUGGGGUGCUUUUUGUUUUUUUUUU
This is a messenger RNA of Neltuma alba, 2487 nucleotides long. RefSeq names its product putative receptor protein kinase ZmPK1. Lineage: Eukaryota; Viridiplantae; Streptophyta; Magnoliopsida; Fabales; Fabaceae. Gene Ontology annotation, biological process: recognition of pollen; protein phosphorylation. The transcript has a single exon. Gene Ontology annotation, molecular function: ATP binding; protein serine/threonine kinase activity. The record is from RefSeq and is a predicted model, not a curated record. Bases 1 to 2433 code for a protein of 810 amino acids.